AUGACUGGAAAGUUGCCCCAUAACGGUCUGGUGGUUUACUGUGGCACCAUAGUGACAGAAGAAGGCAAAGAGAAGAAAGUCAACAUCGACUUUGAGCCAUUCAAACCCAUCAACACCUCUCUGUACCUCUGUGAUAACAAGUUCCACACGGAGGCUCUGACAGCGUUAUUGUCAGAUGACAGUAAGUUUGGAUUCAUAGUCAUUGAUGGUAGUGGAGCUCUGUUCGGGACUCUACAGGGAAACACCAGAGAAGUGCUGCACAAAUUCACUGUGGACCUGCCCAAAAAACAUGGAAGAGGAGGUCAGUCCGCGCUGCGUUUCGCUCGGUUACGGAUGGAGAAGAGACAUAAUUAUGUGAGGAAGGUGGCAGAGACAGCCGUGCAGCUCUUCGUAUCCAACGAUAAAGUCAACGUGGCCGGACUGGUGCUGGCUGGAUCUGCAGAUUUCAAAACAGAGCUCAGCCAAUCAGACAUGUUCGACCCGAGGUUACAGGUGAAAGUGUUGAAGCUGGUCGACAUCUCUUACGGAGGAGAAAAUGGCUUCAAUCAGGCCAUCGAACUGUCCACUGAGGUCCUGUCCAACGUCAAAUUCAUACAGGAGAAAAAAUUAAUAGGGCGAUACUUCGAUGAGAUCAGUCAGGACACAGGGAAGUAUUGUUUCGGUGUGGACGACACACUGAAGGCGCUGGAAAUGGGAGCCGCUGAAAUUCUCAUCGUCUAUGAAAACUUGGAGACGAUGAGAUACGUCCUGAGAUUGCACGGCGCGGAGGUCAACGGCUCAGAGAACGAUGAGAAAGUCCUUUAUUUGUCCCCAGAACAAGAGAAGGACAAAUCGCACUUCAUAGACAAAGAGACGGGUCAGGAACACGAGCUCAUCGAGUGCGUGCCGCUGCUGGAGUGGUUCGCCAACAGCUAUAAGAAGUUUGGAGCGGCUCUGGAGAUAGUGACGGAUAAAAGUCAAGAGGGAUCGCAGUUCGUCAAGGGUUUCGGAGGAAUCGGAGGUAUUUUGCGGUACCGAGUGGAUUUCCAGGGGUUGGAUUACCAGGAAGAUGAGGAGUUUUUUGAUUUGGAUGACUACUAGGUAGUCAAGAAUGAGCUAGAGAGAAAUCAAUGAAGAUUUGAGGAAUUAUGGAAUGAGAAAAAAAUGGUUCUUUCUCACCAAAAAAAAAAUAAAAAAACCAGUUUGAGAAGUGUGUCCUUUGUCAGUCAAAUGAAGGACAGAGCCGUUCAUGAAUAAUUAAACAGCCCUGCCUUUAGAGCGUUCUGAUUGGACAAGACUCAUUUGUUUAUUCUCUUCCUCUGUUUGAAUUAAAGUCGCUGGAACCUUCAGAUUGUUUUGAAAUAAGUUUAUUUUUCUUUUUAUCCUCUGUUCCCUGUUUUUCUUCUCCCUACUUUUUCCACCAUAAAUCCACCACUAGUUCUCUUCCUUUAGUUCUCUUAAUUUUUUUUUUUUAAAUUGGCAAUUGCUGCUGCUGUAUUUUAUGACAGUGUGGUAUUUUUUACAUGGGUUUCUGUAAUGAAUAGGGGGAAAAUAAAAUUAAUUUGAAAAUGCU
Sinocyclocheilus grahami is the source of this 1552-nucleotide messenger RNA. Its product is annotated as eukaryotic peptide chain release factor subunit 1-like. Bases 1 to 1080 code for a protein of 359 amino acids. Gene Ontology annotation, biological process: translational termination. The transcript is spliced from 9 exons. Gene Ontology annotation, molecular function: translation release factor activity. Lineage: Eukaryota; Metazoa; Chordata; Actinopteri; Cypriniformes; Cyprinidae. The record is from RefSeq and is a predicted model, not a curated record.